Messenger RNA from Anastrepha obliqua, 504 nucleotides. Its product is annotated as shematrin-like protein 2. NCBI's taxonomy places the organism in Eukaryota, Metazoa, Arthropoda, Insecta, Diptera, Tephritidae. The transcript is spliced from 2 exons. The coding region runs from base 1 to 504 and encodes 167 amino acids. The record is from RefSeq and is a predicted model, not a curated record.
AUGGGAAAUUUCAAAAUCACCAGUUUUGUCGCUUUGCUUUUCUUGGGCAUUUGCGCAACACCUACAAAUGCGCAUUUCAAGAAAAAAUUCGGUGGCUUUGGUGGCGGUUUUGGCGGCGGUUUCGGUGGUGGUUAUAGCGGUGCGUAUGCCAGUAGUAGCGUUAUAAACAAUUACCAAGCAGCGCCAGUGCCAAUACCGGUACCAGUUUCGGUGCCACAGCCCAUUCCUGUGCCCAUAGCGAAAGUGGUGCCUGUGCCAGUACCCAUUUCGGUACCCGAACCUGUGUGGCCUGGCGGCGGCUGGGAUGGUGGUUAUGGUGGUUACGGCGGCUAUGGCGGUUAUGGUGGUGGACAGAGCUUUGCAUCGGCAUCUGCAUCUGCAUCGGCUUCGAGCUUCGGUGGCGGUUAUGGUGGCGGUUUGGGAGGUUUUGGUGGGCAUGGCGGUGGUUUUGGAGGCUUCGGCAAACAUGGAUUUGGCGGAUUUGGUGCUUGGAAGCGGCGUUAA